This is a messenger RNA of Harpia harpyja (harpy eagle), 2570 nucleotides long. RefSeq names its product lunapark, ER junction formation factor (gene LNPK). The record is from RefSeq and is a predicted model, not a curated record. The coding region runs from base 548 to 1801 and encodes 417 amino acids. The transcript has 13 exons. NCBI's taxonomy places the organism in Eukaryota, Metazoa, Chordata, Aves, Accipitriformes, Accipitridae. Gene Ontology annotation, biological process: endoplasmic reticulum tubular network organization. Gene Ontology annotation, cellular component: endoplasmic reticulum tubular network.
CUCCCGGCCGGGAGCAGGGGGGAGGCGGCGGAGCCGUGGGGUUUUCCCGGGUGGCCGGGCGGAAUGCAGGCGGCGGGAGCCGGAGCUGACCUCUGCCGCCGUCCUCCCGGCCCGCGGGCCCUCGGGCUCGCUCCCCGGGCCGCGGGCGGCCGCCCUCGCAGGCUUCAAAACAAGGCUGGGCUUCAGAAAAAGCGCCUGACCCGACCCACCCACUCCUUGCUCCAUCGCUUUGGAGUCCCGGUGUGGAAACUAAUUUGCCUUUUUAAUUAAGGCUUUCCAAAGCAUGGGAUCUCAAUGGGACGCUUCCAGAGAGAAACAGCUGAAAAUGAAGUUUACGUUGAAGAAAAGUCAGCAACUUGUCUUAACUGAGAGGUGCUAGGACAGGCUAGCAGUAGGUGGUGGGUGAUGUUCCUGGUUUUGUUUUGCUUGUUUCCUUGUCCACAGCGCUUGUAGCUGGAGAAACUUUUUAUGGUCAAUGUGGAAGUUCCUGAGCUGUGAAUUCUUGUAGAAGAUUGAUAGCUCUGCCAACAUUUGUUCACAAUAGAAGAUGGGUGGAUUAAUUUCAAGAUGGAGGGCAAAGCCUUCCACUGUAGAAGUAUUAGAAAAAAUUGAUAAGGAAAUACAGACAUUAGAAGAAUUUAGAGAAAAAAAUCAGAGGCUACAGAAACUAUGGGUUGGAAGGCUGCUUCUCUACUCUUCACUUCUUUACCUUAUCACGUGCAUAAUUGUAUAUUUGUGGUGUCUUCCUGAUGAAUGGACAGCAAGGUUGAUGAUGACACUUCCAUUUUUUGCAUUUCCAUUGAUAAUCUGGUUUAUAAGAACACUGCUCAUUUUUUUCUUUUCCAAAAGGACAGAAAGGAAUAAUGAUGCGCUGGAAGAUUUAAAAUCUCAAAAGAAAAAAAUACUUGAGGAAGUAAUGGAGAAGGAAACGUACAAGACUGCUAAAUUAAUCCUUGAAAGGUUUGAUCCAGAAUCAAGUGCAAAGGAGGCUGAACUGCCAUCUGCUGGAACAUCUGCAACCCCAAGACCUGGACAAGAAAUCCGUCAGAGGACCACAGCUCAAAGAAAUGCUUCUACGCCCCCACCUGUGACUCCUAAACAAGGCUCUCCAAAAUCACUGGUUCCAGCAUCUCCUAAUCUGCAGAGAGACACAUCAGCUCUGAGUGGACCCCCAGAAAGAACUGUUGUGCCAUCCUUGCAAUCAAAUGUUUUACCAAGACACCCUGGAUCCCCUGCUACUUCAGUGCCUGGAAUGGGUCUUCAUCCUCCAGGCCCUCCUUUAGCAAGACCUAUUCUUCCUCGAGAAAGAGGAGUUGUGGAUAGAGUUAUUGAAUAUUUGGUUGGUGAUGGUCCUCAGAACAGGUACGCCCUUAUAUGUCAGCAAUGUUUUUCUCACAAUGGUAUGGCUUUGAAGGAGGAGUUUGAAUACAUAGCAUUUAGGUGUGCCUACUGCUUUUUCCUGAAUCCUGCAAGAAAAACUAGACCGCAGGCUCCACGACUUCCAGACUUCAGUUUUGAAAAAAAGCAAUCUGCAGAAUUGCCAUCUGAAACUGAGCCUCUAGAACCUAGAGAGGGAAAGCCCCAGGAGACUCAACAGACAGAAGACUCUGAAGAAGACACAGCCCAGAUUGUUGAAACAAAUGAGACAGAUAACAAAGCACUAAGUCCUGAGCAGCUAAAUGAUAAGCUAGCUGAAGAAGUUGAAAAAGAAGCAGCAGAAAACAUUUCAACAACAGAAGACACUAUUUCAGAGUCUAUUUCAGCUGAACAAAGUGAAGAAUCUUUAGUGAAAGCAGAAUAAAGUACUUCAAGUGCCUUCUGUAGCUAGUUUUGAGCUUUGUUCAUGCCUGUUGUUACUAUUCAGGUGAGCUUUUUUUAAUGGUACAACUUAAAAAUCUCGCUUGAGCUUAAACUGCCUCAACUGCCACAGUAUGUCAAAGCUAUGUGUAAAGUGGGUAUUGUAAAUUAAGCAUGUGUCUUUAAAUGUUAACACACAGAAUGUAUAGUUGAUUGAAGUUUAACAGUUGUAGCCAUCAUUCAGUUUGCAUAUUUAAAAACUUAAAAGUAUAAGCUUUGCUAAGGGUGACCUACAAUUUGACAUCUCUUUAGCUCUCGCAUAAAGAGCAAUUAUUGAGAGCAACUGACCUAGUAAGUUUGGUCUAGUGAACUUAAGAUUAAAAGCAUUAACUUUUAAUGCUUCCCUGUUAAAAUGAAUUGAGUACAUUUUAAAUACACAGAUGUUUACAAGCUCGUGUCAUCUGACAUUUGACUUAAGCAUAUGGAAAGUGUCAUUACAGUGGUGUUAAUAUUAUUCAUUGUCUAACUUUUAGACAGGGUUCAGUUAAAUAGCACUCAGAUAAAUGGCAUCUCCUUUGGUAUUUGCGUUGCAGAUGAACCAGAGGCACAUACAUACAGAACUGUUUUGUGUUUACAGAAAAAUAGAAAGUUUCUGCACUUGAUUGUACUUGAAUACAAAGCACUAUUUAUACCUGUACAAUAAUGACAAGACGUAAGUGAAUUUUGUGCCUUUGUGUAUUUUGUUAAAGGAAAAUAAAGACAUCUAGCAGCAA